Pichia kudriavzevii is the source of this 987-nucleotide messenger RNA. RefSeq lists its product as uncharacterized. Gene Ontology annotation, cellular component: membrane; cytoplasm. Bases 1 to 987 code for a protein of 328 amino acids. The transcript has a single exon. NCBI's taxonomy places the organism in Eukaryota, Fungi, Ascomycota, Pichiomycetes, Pichiales, Pichiaceae. The record is from RefSeq and is a predicted model, not a curated record.
AUGGCGAUUAAACUAUUUGGACAUGAUAAUAUCAUUGCAGGCACAGCUGAUUCUGUGUCCCUUGUUGGCGAUACUGUCCGAGAUGCACGCCUUUCAGACUCAUUCAAUGCAAUGAGGUUAGAGGUAGUUAGAGCCAUCCACAGGAUUGGAAAGGUAGUUGGCAAUGAUGCUAGAAUCCUGAACGUUCCCUUGAUAAAUUAUGGGGUGCUGUCUAUUUUUGGUUGUCUGCUUAUCAAACUCACAUCAAAGUAUAAUCAUUUAUACACCAGAUCUUCACUUUUGGCUACAAUUGCAACCAAUGUGGUUCUAUAUGGAAUUUCAGAUACAUGUGCGCAGAGUAUCACGCAGUUUUUACAGGGAAGGAAUGGUCGAAGAACGAGAAAUGAUUCCAGAAACAUAAUUACAUUGCACAAUAACAUCGACGGGUACAGAGAUAAUGACGAAUACGAUGAGUCCAACAUUUUUGUAGACUAUGGAGACAGCUACGAGUCUGAAUAUGAAAAUGAAAAUCCAACGGACUUGGAAACAGGUGGCCAGCUGGAACCUCCUAUUAUGGAUACAAUAACUAGAACGGGUUUUGAAUUCAAGAGAUUUUUUGGCUUUGUAACCUGGGGGUUCAUUAUGGCAUUCGUUCAGGUUGUAUGGUACAUGUUUCUAAAUGCGAUGUUCAACGAUAUGCCCACUAUAGUUUCUGUUUUGGAGCGUGACUUAACAGACCAGUUAUUGUUCUCACCGAUAUCCUUGGCUUGUUUUUUUGCGUAUACCACAAUAGUAAUCGAAGGUGGCGACAUGGAUGCAUAUAAAGAGAAAAUGUUGAAAUUGUAUGUCACCACCUAUGUCAUAAGUUUUAGUGUUUGGUUUCCUGUUCAAUUUAUAAAUUUCUCAAUAAUGCCUAAACACUUUCAGGUCCCCUUCAGUUCUAGUGUUGGCGUUAUUUGGAACUGUUUCCUAUCCUUUAGAAAUGCAGCAGCCAAGACAGACAACUGA